Sparassis crispa is the source of this 579-nucleotide messenger RNA. RefSeq lists its product as hypothetical. Lineage: Eukaryota; Fungi; Basidiomycota; Agaricomycetes; Polyporales; Sparassidaceae. Gene Ontology annotation, biological process: regulation of transcription by RNA polymerase II. Gene Ontology annotation, molecular function: transcription coregulator activity. The record is from RefSeq and is a predicted model, not a curated record. The coding region runs from base 1 to 579 and encodes 192 amino acids. Gene Ontology annotation, cellular component: mediator complex. The transcript is spliced from 3 exons.
AUGGCGACCAACAGGAACGCUGCUCCGGGCGGUAGUUUGAGCGGUGCCGGGCAGACGCAAGAACUUGACCCCAUAUGGAUGUCAAGUCGGACGGCGAGACAAAUAUACGCUCUCGGGGAGGUCGAGAAGGAUAUCAGCCGCCUUCUCUCCUUAGCGGCGUCCUCCAUCUCACUGCUGACUCUGCCCCAGACCGAUGGCGCGAACGACGGCUUGCCACAGGGCGGAGAGCGGUCGGAGCAGUUCGUGUUGGAAGUGAGCGAGUACUUCGAACGGUUGGAUAAUAUACACAUUGCCAUCCGCUCUUCCUUGGCGCAUAUCAGGCAGUCACGAAUAGCCCCGUCCGCGAUCAAUGCUCCGCCACCCGGCUUCGUUCCUCCUUCUCUAGGAGUGGGCCUGCCUUCGUCGGAUGGUGACUUGCAGAAGGAAAGCAGGGGUUUGCAGGAGGAGAGGGUAGAGAGGGACGCGUGGAAAGGAAUCCUGGAUGCGCUGACGAGAUUGAAGGAGCAGAGAGACAGGGAUCGUGCUGCGAAGGAUCAACUUGGCCGGACAGCGAUGGAUGCGCAGAUGUCUACGACAUGA